AUGCGUCUUUUUAGGUGUCAAGAUGCCAGAUAUAUGGUUCUGACUCCAAAGUCGAUCCAAUCAUGUGCUCCGUAUUCAUUUAGUGCCCGAGCCUUUGGCAACCAUUCCUACACAUUGAAGGCGGAACUUCAACGUUCCUAUAGUGGGAAUACAAUUUCUUCAAUUACCACUGAAAUAUUGCCUGGCGAUACAAACACCGUUACGUUACAGGUUCCAUGUAAUUUAACUUCUUGGAGCAUCUAUCUUAUUCUGACGGGUACUGGUGAAACUACGUUUAAUAAUCGUCAAUAUCUGAGUGUGAACAGCAGAAAUAUGGAAAUCAUCAUACAAACUGAUAAAAAGGUGUAUAAACCAGGGCAAACAGUAAAAUAUCGGGUAUUUGGUGUUCGCUCGGAUUUACAAGUGGUAUGUUCUAACUAUACCGUUACUGUCACAGACCCCAAGAGAAACAAAAUUCAUUUAUACACUUCUGCUGGAGAUGACUAUUGUAUAAUUGAAAGGGAUUUAAAGCUUCCGAAGGAACCAAUAUUUGGAGCAUGGAAAAUAAAAGCGACAGUAAAGAAAAUGGAGCAUACACAGACAUUUAAAAUUGAGAAAUAUGCAAGGUUCUUCAAUACAUUAACUCAUCCACAGUUUGCUUUCUUUCAAGUUUUACCUAAAGCUGAAGCUAAAGUUAUAAUGCCGUAUAUUGUAAGUCAGAAGGAUAAGUCGAUUACAGUACAAGUUUCAUCUCAAUAUACGUUUGGUAAGCCAGUAAAUGGAUCUGCUAGAUUAAGGAUAAUUGUUAACUAUUAUCCUAAAAGAAAAUAUCAAAAAGAUCCAGAUACAGGAAAAUAUGGUUACGUUGAUCUGACCCAGCCUGAACUUAUAUAUGACAUGCAGUUGGAUAAAAAUGGGAAAGGUACUACUGUUAUUACAACAGAAAAAUUAAAGACAAUAGCCUAUGGAAGAUAUCUUUCCUACAAGACAAUAAUUGGUCAAGUAAAUGUGACUGAUGACGCAACUGGAGCGACGUACAUCUCUCAAACCAGUCAAAUUUCAGUGACUAGGACUAGAGAAAAGUUAAGCUUUGUUCUAAAUCCACAGAACUACAAGCCUGCACUUGUUAACAGAUUCUAUAUUGAACUCAAGCAGAUGGAUGGCAAACCAGUUUUGGAACCAGGUAAUAUUAUUGUAAGUUCCAGGGUUAAAAUCCUCAUACCAGAAGAACCAGCUACAGAACCACCACCACCAUCCGAGAACUCGGACAACUCAUCCACGCCAACUCCUCCUACUACUCCUCGAUGGAGAUAUGGUCAUUAUGGCUGGGGCUAUGGUCGCUAUGGCUACCCGCCUUGGUGGUAUGACCCUAACUGUAAGGAUCCACAAUAUAGAUAUGAAAAUUUACCAGAAAAAAAUUUGACUGUACCAGCCAACGGUCUAGUGACGUAUGAUUUAUUGGUGAAUGAAACCGAUUCUGUUGAGGUUUAUCUAAAGGUAUAUUAUGUAGAAGAUACUGACGUAUAUACAUCAAGGACUCUAACAUCUUUCAAAUCCCCGAGCAACACAUUCUUGUCUGUCUCUCUUAAAACUAACAAACCAGCGUCUGGAAAAAAAGUUGAGCUCGAACUCAAAGCUACUCGAGAAUUUAGCAGAGUUUAUUACACAAUUCUGUCUCGAGGAGUGCUGAUCACAGAAAAUCACCAAGAUUUCAGUACAACAAGUAAAUCUCAAAUUCUCAGCUUUUCCGUAACUAGCGAUAUGGCACCAAAGCUUAAAAUCAUAGUAUUUAUUAGAGUGGAAGAUAAAGAAAUUGUUGCUGAUGCUAUCUCAUUUAAUGUUGAGGGAUUUUUUUACAAUAACAAGGUAUCGUUAAUGUUCGAUUCGGAUAAAGUAGAAACUGGAUCCAUAUCAACUCUCAGUGUUAAAGCUUACAGAAAUUCUAAUGUUUAUGCUGUAGCUGUUGAUAAAAGCACCACUUUACUUGGAGAAGCAUCAGAUGAUUUCAGCCAAGAGGUGAAAGAAUUCUUAGACAAAGUUAGCAGUAGGAAUUAUUAUAGAAAGAAGAGGGAAGCUCUCUUUAGAAAGAGGAGUGGAUCUGAAAAACUUUCUCGUACUAAACGAUCAGUAUGGUGGCCAUACGCUUAUACCACAUCUGGAACCGAUGUUGAUGACAUAUUCAGAUAUACUGGUUUAAAUAUUAUAUCUGAUGCCUUAGUCUAUAAAUACCAAGCACCAGAACUAUGUCGGCGUUUUUAUGCAUAUCCAGCUGGGACAUCAGCUACUGAGGGUCCGCAACAAUUACCACCAGGGCAAGCUCCCGAUGUUGCCUCCAGGAAUUUUGAUGAGGAAGUUUCUGCUAGAUCAUUCUUUCCAGAAACAUGGAUUUGGGAGUCACAAAAUGCUGGCUCUACAGGGAUCGCCAACUUCACAUUAAAAGUACCAGACACUAUCACAACGUGGGUUGCCAGUGCUUUUGCUAUCAGUCCAAAUCCCUCAAUAGGAGUUGGUAUGACGUCAGACGUAGCUGAGCUGACAGCGUUUAGAGAGUUUUUUGUGAUGUUGAAUCUGCCCUAUUCUGUUGUUAGAGGUGAAGAACUGGUUAUAAAAGCCAGUGUGUUUAACUAUCUUGGUUUUGAUACAGAGGCUGAAGUAAUGUUAGGAAAUCCAAAAGGAUUUGUUAUUAUUCAAGUUGAUGCUGACGGAUUUGAAGUCGAAUCCAUGGUAACAGAGACCACAAGAAUAAACGUACCCAAAGAUGGAGCUGCUACUGCUUAUUUUACUGUUAGAUUUCUGGAAGUUGGAUAUAUCGAUCUACAGGUUUAUGCUCGAACUGUUACAUUACAAGCUGGCGACAGGAUUUUAAAGCCAAUGUUCGUUGAGGUUGAAGGAAUAUCACAAGAAUACAAUGAAGUAGUGAUUGUAGAUUUGGUUGAACAGAAUUAUUUCAAUAGAAGCGUAGAAAUACGAUAUCCCAGUAAUGUUGUACCAGAUUCACAGAAAGUUGUCGUUACUGCUUAUGGAGAUCCACUAAGCUCGGCUCUACAGGAUAUUGAAAAAUGGAUCAAAAGGCCAUAUGGUUGUGGAGAACAGAAUAUGAUCAACUUUGUACCCAAUAUUUAUAUCUGGGCAUAUCUUCAUUGUACUGGACAAUUGACCCCGGCUAUACAAACCAAAAUAAAGAAUUAUUUAGAAAUUGGUUACAGUGGAGAAAUGAGAUAUCAACGAAAUGAUUAUUCAUUCAGUGCGUUUGGUGACGGAGAUAGCUCUGGUAGUCAGUGGCUAACAGCCUAUGUAGUAAGAACAUUCAGUGAAGCUCGUCAAUACAUCUAUGUUGAUGAAAAAAUAUUAGAGUAUGCUGUUAAUUACUUGAUAAAUAAUCAGAAUGAAGACGGUACUUUUAAUGAACCUGGCCGUGUUUUUAGUAAAGCAUUAAAGGGCAGUUCGUUUGAAGGAAAUGGUUUGAAUGCCUUUACUUUGAUUGCUCUUUCUGAAGUUUCUGAAAUAAUGCAGGGACAAUUAUAUUUUGCUAACAGCAUGUACAUAUCUAUUCAACAACUAGAAACAGCAUGUGAAACAAUGACCAACAUAUAUGAUCUCGCUAUUACGGCUUAUGCUUUAUAUGUAGUUGGAAGUACGAAGUCAUCAAAUAUCUUACAGAAGCUGGAAUCUUUACAAACCACUGAAGAUGGUAUGGUAUAUUGGGAAGUUGUUAUUGAGGCUGACAGAGUUCAGUAUUACUGGAAUCCACCACACAAACAAAGUAGUCCGGUUAAUAUUGAGACUGCUGCUUAUGUUUUACUUACUUACUCUAAAAUGGGAGAAAAAGAAAAAGGUAUACCUAUAAUGAAGUGGUUACUUUCACAACAAAACAGCAAUGGUGGUUACUCCUCUACGCAGGCAAUUAUUGACAAAAACGAUACAGUGGUUGCACUUCAAGCUUUGUCACAAUUUGCUUGUCUAUUACAUGGUGGAAGUUACGAUAUAACUCUAAAUGUAUUUGCAUGCAGACAAAGUAGAACAUGGACUAUAUCCCAGAGUUCUAGUCUAUUUAAAUGGGAGACUCGUGAAACCACUGAUAGUAUUGAUAUCGAGGCUUCUGGUACCGGUAGUGGAAUCGUCAUGAUAACUGUCAAAUAUAACAUUGAAGAACUGGUAGUCCAAUCGACUUGGGGACUCAGUGUCGUAACAGAAUCUGAAACUUUGGAAGUUCUCGUGAUCAAAGUUUGUUUUGACUGGAAGGUUCUCAACCAGUCAAGUGGAAUGGCAAUAUUAGAAACCGUUUUAAUCAGUGGUUUCCGAGUAGACGAUUCUCAGCUUCAAAAUAAUAAACUUAUAAAGAGGAUGGAAUCAGACCAAAGAAAAUUCACUCUCUAUUUCGAUGAGGUUGGGAAUACACCAAUGUGUUUAAAACUAAGACUAGUAAAAGGUGAAGUUGUUGGAAAAGUGAAACCAGGUUUUGUUACUAUAACAGAUUAUUAUAAUCCGGAGAAUAGUGCUACAGUCUCCUACAAGUCAUCUAUAGGUGAAAAUGCUCCGGUUUGUGCUCUGUGUCCACAAGGAGUCUGUGGUGAAUGUAAGGUUGGUAAGAAGAGAUAGAUAUAAUGUUAAUGUAAUGAUAUAGUUUCCUAAAACAUAAUCUAUAUUGACAAUAAAUUAUUCUGCAUCCCA
Molecule: messenger RNA, 4650 nt
Organism: Lottia gigantea (owl limpet)
Lineage: Eukaryota; Metazoa; Mollusca; Gastropoda; Lottiidae
Exons: 33
Coding region: 1-4578 (1525 amino acids)
Cellular component (GO): extracellular region
Molecular function (GO): endopeptidase inhibitor activity
Source: RefSeq, a predicted model, not a curated record